GUUUUACACUCUAAAAAUUUUCAAGAAACCAAUGAUUAUUAUAUAAUAGAUUUUGUAGUGCAGCUGCUAAUUUCUAUCCUGUCAGCUUCAAGUAUAUUGUUUGAUAUGAUGUUCAAAAUGUAUUUUUCCCUGGAAACAUCCCAUCAUAAUUCCUUCUUGACAGCAGUGUUGGAAUGAAUUUGAAAACUACGUUGUUCGAACUACAGAUUAACGUGAAUAAACGGCUGACGAAGAGAAAAUGUGCGCACUUCAUAAUGAAGAGCGAUCUUCAAAAUGUGUUCCCUGUUUACUCACUAGAGUGCUUUCUUUAUGGCAACUUAUUCCUCAAUGAGUUGGAGUAAAGUUUCAUUGAAAAACCGUUAAUCGAAGAUAUGGCUGUUCUGAAAAAUACUUUUCUAUACCUGGAAAUACUAUGGAUGAUCUUAAUAGUGGCUAAUAAUUUAUCGACGAUACUUAUUGUGUUAUCACAUAAGAAUAUCCGAAGCUCGGUUAAUAAUUUCCUUUUGAGUCUGUUCACGGGGAAUCUACUUUAUGGAUUUUCUGUUGCUUUUAGUGCAGUGAUAACAUUAUAUCCUAGCAUGACACUAAACUGCAAUUAUUGCUGUGCGCUGAACUUCACAGUGAUAAUAAUUCCUGCUCUGGGUAUUCUGUACAGUUUAACUGCUAUGACCAUUGACAGAUAUAUUGCAGUUUUCUAUCCACUGCGAUAUCCUCAAAUUGUAAAACCUAAUGUAGUGAGAGCAGUAAUCCUAGUCAUCUGGCUGACGUCAAUUAUGACUGGUUGCAUUCCAGUUUUUUGGAAUAAUAUCACGUGGAACAAGAAACUUCGAGCUGCCUGCUUCUUCAUAAACGUCGUGCCAAAAUUCUACAUAUGGUCCUUUAUUAUACCUCCAGCCAUCCUUACAAAUAUAAUUAUCUUGUACGUGUAUUUAAGAAUCUGCUGCUUGAGGCAUAAAAACUUACGUCGAAUAGCAACUUUGCAAAAUUCUAGCCAGGAUGUUCACAGUUUUGUCAAUGAUUCAAAAACAACAGUUACAGUAGCGAUUAUAAUAUUCAGCUGCGUUUUCGCAUUGGUUCCUUUCUUAGUCACUUUGAUACUUAUAAUCACCAAAGUUGUGGUUAUGAAUUCCAUAUGGUUGUGUUCAGUUACUUAUGAGUUAAGUUUCAUCAAUCCUAUGUUCACGCCUAUUAUAUUUGCUUGGCGAAAUGAUAGUUUUAAGAAAUCUUUAAAAGCUAUGUUCCAUAGGUAUAAGCGAAAUAAGAUCGUGUCUGUAAGGAGGCGAUCGGAGAUUACAGAAAUUAUGGCCUUAGCAUCUACGUUUACUAGUCAUGAUUAGAAGAGUUUUAAUGAGUUGAUAACAAAUCAUGAAAGUGCACAGAUAGAAAAAAUUAUUGAAUCAUUUACUUUCGGCUUAAUGUAACUUUGUAUUCAGAACAAAAGACCAUCCUAGAAAUGAAGGGAAAUUCGAUAGCAUAGCAAGAAUUUAUGAUGUGAAGAGAUUUUAAAUAAUGUUACAUAAGCCUUAUAUUCAUUUUAAAUUAAUUUAUUUAAUGAAUUUUAUUCGCAUUAUUUUUUUUUUUUUUUUUUUUUUGUUUAUAAUACAGCCUAAAUUUUAAAUAUUGCUUAACUUUAUUAACAUAUAGUAAGUGCAUGUAUCCUUUCGUUAAGCAACUGAGUUAUCAAUUUUGUAUUAAAUAUCCAGCAAAUUUUUGUCAAAAAAUGAUAAAUUAAUUUAGUUUCAAGAAAUUUUAAAAACUGUGAAGUUUCAAAUAAUGAUAAUUUGACGUAAGCCUGGAUGCAUUAAUUUUGUUGUUAAAGUAGUUUUAUCACUCAUAUUCAGCAUUACGACAUCAGAAACCAUUUUCCCAUUUUCGCAAUUUUAUCCUGUUAAGUAAUGCAAUAACGUAUUAGUAUUUUUAUUGAAAUACGUUACAUUCUAACGUGUAAACUGUAUUAUCGACUCAUUGCAGUUUCGUAACUCGAAAUUGAAGUGGUUUGGUUUGGUCUAUGUGAUUACGGCAAAGCCUCGACGGCUAUCUGCCUAAGGAGAGGGAUGGUUUCGUGGAGGACUUUCUGAGGGUAACACGUCACACAUGAGUUAAACGACGAAAUUGAAAGGAGCAGAGAAAAUUUUGAGAAUCGAAAGUUCAACGUAUCGAGAAUUGCUAACGCUAAUUUCAUUACUUGAAUGUAAUUAGCUAAUGCUAACUUUUACUUUAAUUAGCUAACAUUAGUUACAUUUCAUUCAUUUAUUUUAUUUCAACUCUAGAUUUCGAAAUUCAGUUCGACUUCUCGAAGCUCAAAGCACUACAAGUAUAAAAUAAUUAGUUUACAAUCACAAAGGCAGGUUUUUGUUUUCUUUCAUGGAAGAACGAAAAGAAUAAAUAAAAAUGAAAUGGUGGUACAUGGAAAUCGACGGAUCGAUGCAUGGCUGACCACGUUCAUGUACAAAGCACCUUUCAAAUUGCAAUAGUGCAAUUUUGAAGGUAUAUCAGAAUGAGUCAUACUUUAAUAUUUUUUUCGAGCAAGAGAAACCAUUUGAACAAUGGCUUAAUGAUUUUUAGAAUGACUUGAUCAACAGUGUGUUGAGAUUUUGCUCCAAAAGCUGUGAUUUCCAAUUACCUAGUCAUGUAAGCUGUUAUGAUCCUACUAUCAUACAGAACUAAAAACGAUUAGACUUCAGAAUGAAGUCCCAUUAUAGAGAGGUACUAUUACUGCACACAUGGCAGAAAUGAUGUUUCAUUUUUCACUUAUAAAUAUCAAUAUUGUAGUUACUUAUGUGUCCAGGUUUUGCACAGAUACAUUUUUACUCGAUUUUGAUUUACCACAAGUAAGAAAAAAGUCCAGCGCUCUUUUUCAGAUAAUGUAGUGAAUAGUUUAUAAAUGAUUACUUGAUUGUAUAACAUAACUAGGAAUAAGGAUUUGAUAGAAAAUAUUGAUGUAAUUUAUUUAGAAAUUAUUUAUACUGAUACUGAACCAAUUUUCUAGUUUUCCAUAAACUUUUCUUGAA
Messenger RNA from Stegodyphus dumicola, 3011 nucleotides. Its product is annotated as adenosine receptor A2b-like. Gene Ontology annotation, cellular component: membrane. Gene Ontology annotation, molecular function: G protein-coupled receptor activity. NCBI's taxonomy places the organism in Eukaryota, Metazoa, Arthropoda, Arachnida, Araneae, Eresidae. Gene Ontology annotation, biological process: G protein-coupled receptor signaling pathway. The record is from RefSeq and is a predicted model, not a curated record.